UUGGAGUUUGUUAAAGGCGUUACCUCAGACCAUAACUUGCUCGCGCUCGCUAAGCGGAUUGGAGUCCGGAUCGAUGGCAUAUACGAGCUUUCCGAGAUCCGGAAGCCACUCACCUCGAAGGGAUCAUAUCUUAUCCUACUGCGUACGAGCCCGAGAAUCGGCCAUUGGACUGCUGUAUUAGGCGAUCUGCUAUAUUUCAACAAGCAAAUCCAAGGCUCAUCGGACGAAUAUUGCGGAAUCUUCUGCCUGUUAUGGUUAUACGCCAAGCAGCAUGGGCAAAUGCAUCUAAUGGAUAGAUUCACUGAUCACGAUAUCGACGUAAUCGAUAAUUAA
Phytophthora sojae is the source of this 333-nucleotide messenger RNA. RefSeq lists its product as hypothetical. The transcript has 2 exons. The record is from RefSeq and is a predicted model, not a curated record. Lineage: Eukaryota; Oomycota; Peronosporomycetes; Peronosporales; Peronosporaceae. The annotation marks the transcript as partial.